CAUCUUGAGCUUUGAUGUUGUAAAGGUAAUCCAAGAUCUGAAAGACAGCUACUACAACUCUUUUGACAACUCAACCAUCUAACACACUUUUUAAUCAAUAACCCUUUCCAAUUUCGUACGGUACCUUGAGCUUCUAGAGAGGUAUUUUGUGGAUAUAAGAGCGAUUUUACGACUCUUCUAACCAUCAAAAGCGACUUGAGAAACGUACUUUAUUUCUACCACCAGUCUACGUCACGAAAGGGCGACAUCCACCUUGAUAUACACUGUCCAACCUGCCGCUAUGCCAGGAAAAACCCCAUUUAAAGACGGCGCAGAUCCGGUCGAAAACGGAAUCAACGGUGCAAAGAAGGAUGAUGCGAAAAGCUCCUUGAAAGGUGGAAAAGGAAAAAAGACCAAGGAAGGCAUUGAAGAGGAGAUGACAGUCGUCGUACCACCAUCAAAGAGUUCAAAGUUAUCAGCUCCUCCCCAGAAAGAUGUGGACGGAGAUGUAGCUAUGGAUGGCUCCGUGGAGGGGGAAGAGAAUGCAGGUGCUGUUAAUGUUGAUCCGGUGGCCAAGGCUGUUGCAGGUAUGUCAUGCAUUAUCCACCAAAAAUCUACCGGAGCAUCAACCAACAAACACUAACACAUUACGCUUCUUCGCAGAUAUCAAGAGCAAUUUCCCGUUAUUAGAGAAAGCCGUUGCGUUGUUCGAUGCUAGAUACACCCUCCGAGCACUGAGGUCCAUUUCUUCUAUUCGAAAACAUCUUACAGCUGAUAUUUUGGCGCAAGUUAUUACGGAGACUUACCCAACAACAACUCAACAAGCUAGAGCUCUACUCAUCUCUAUUGACAGAGAGAAUGCUACAUUUAAUAAGGCUUCAUCAAGUGAAAUGGAAAUCGAUUCUGAUCCAAAAUCCAUUAAAAAUGGGAAGAAGGAACCAAAAGAAAUCAUUCCAGAGAUCGACAUCUUCUUGGGCAUUCUCGUACAAAGCUUCUUUUUUGAUAAUAAGAUGAACGAGAAGGGAUUUACACUUUCCAAACAUCUCACAACUGUCACUCAUGGGCUCAAUCGCAGAACUCUAGAUUCUCUCUCUGCUCGCGUGUACUUUUACUGGUCAUUGUUUGCUGAGCAAUUAGCACCACUUCCACCUUCUCCAGCUUCACCCGUUGUUACUCUUCGACCAGCUCUUCUUUCUGGUUUACGGACUGCUGUUUUGCGCAAAGACAUCGAUACUCAAUCAACUGUUAUCGUGCUUCUUCUGCGAAAUUACCUCUCUACCUCCCACAUCACUCAAGCUGAUCUCCUCAUCUCGCAUACCAAAUUCCCCGAAAGUGCUUCAAAUAACCAAGUUGCAAGAUAUUUGUAUUAUUUGGGACGUAUCAGGGCUAUUCAAUUGAGAUACACUGAGGCUCAUGAACAUUUGACGGCUGCUACUCGUAAAGCGCCUUCGAGUCCAAGUGCUGCAGGAUUCUCACAAACUGCGACAAAGCUUCUUCUUGUGGUUGAGUUGUUGAUGGGAGAUAUUCCUGAACGUGCAACAUUCCGAAUUGCCAGUCUUGAACGCGCCUUACAACCUUAUCUUAACCUCGUACAAGCAGUACGAGUAGGAUUAAUCGCAGAGUUCGAGGCUGUAAUCACUCAACAUGCUGAAACUUUCAGACGUGAUGGUACAUAUACUUUAAUUCUUCGUCUACGACAAAACGUCAUCAAGACCGGUAUUCGGAUGAUGUCCUUGUCUUAUUCAAGAAUUUCCCUUCGAGACAUCUGCAUACGCCUAAAGCUUAACAGUGAGGAAUCUGCAGAGUAUAUUGUAGCAAAGGCAAUUCGUGAUGGUGUCAUUGAGGCAACUUUGGAUCGUGAGAAAGGUUUCAUGAAGAGUAAAGAGGUUGGGGAUGUUUAUGCUACCAGAGAGCCCGGUGAAGCUUUCCAUGAUCGAAUUCGUGCUUGUCUCGCUCUUCAUGAUGAGAGUGUUAAGGUAUGUUUUAUUUCCUCUACGGUUUUAUGAAUUCGUGCUAAUUCCUAUGAUAACAGGCUAUGAGAUUCCCAAUGAAUCAGCAUCGGUUGGAACUCAAGAAUGCUCAAGAAGCAAGAGAACGCGAACGCGAAAUGGCCAAGGAAAUUCAAGAUGGCGACUUGGAUGAAGAUGAUCUUGGGGGAGACUUCGAAGGCAUGUAAGAUGAGAACUAGGAAUUGGAAGGGAAGGAUUACGAAGAUGUAUACAAAUCUGGGUGCAAAUGCAACUUUGGCAUGGGAUGGUGAAGCGAGGGGAAGAUUUGGUUUGGUGGCACUUCAUAACCACAACUUGUUUUGCUACAUUACCUCUUUUCCCAACUGGGAUUUCUGUUCAUGGAUUGCGAAAAUUACGAACUACAUAUGGUUCGAGAUUAGGACAUGAAUGAUGGAGAUCCCGCUGCUACAUUAGUUUUACCUUUCUUAUCCGCAACCUGAACUCUCUUUGCAUACGAUGUGAUGCAAUUGCACCGAUCUAUAUGCAGAAGCUGGCUGGGUGGUAAUGACUAGAGUGUUAUUUUUGUACACAAUGACAAUUUAGCUGAUUCAAUAUGCAUGUG
Sclerotinia trifoliorum is the source of this 2550-nucleotide messenger RNA. Lineage: Eukaryota; Fungi; Ascomycota; Leotiomycetes; Helotiales; Sclerotiniaceae. The record is from the annotation of a GenBank genome assembly.